CACUUUCCCCUCACACACACAUGGGCUGUCGUCAGUCCACACAGACGGCACCAGGCAGCUCGGGCGAGUCCCUGGCGCCCAUCCUCCCGCCGCUACCCGUCCGGGCCAACGACCGCGAGCGCAAGUCGCGCCACUCGCCAGCCGACUCGCCGCGGAUUGAAGCCGAGCCACUGGUUGAUGGCGACGACGGCGGGAAGGACGAGGCCGCAGGGGGAUCGGUGUCUGAAGUUGUGGUUGCGGCUCUGCCCUCGCUCCGGAAUGCCACCCUCAACACACCCACCUCGCCCACCUCACCCUCCUCGCCCAGCCUCACCCCUGUUGACCGGGCGAGUCAGCUCGAGGCCGAGCUCGAGUUUAUGGUCCGCCUGGUCCAGCUCAACGAGCUCACCGAUCGCGCCAUCGAGGAGGCCAUCAACAAGCGCAUGCCGCUGCGCCACAUUCUUCGGACCGUGGUCGGUCUCGCCUGCCACUAUCUCGGCGCCUCGGCCGCGCACCUGCGGACCUACAACGAGCAGCUGGUCCUCUCCUCGUUUUCCUUUGUGUACUCGGCUCCCGGCGCGACCGCCACCCCGCCACACGGCCGCUUUGAUCCCGAAGCGUGCAUCCCCAUCGAUCCCGAGGUUGCCGACGUCUCGGUCUGGUGGCCGGUCCCGGUCGCCGAUGUCUACGCCGCCACCAUGCGCCUCGGCGACGGCGAACUGUACGUCGACCGCGGCGAGACGCCGACCGGCACGCCGCUCACCCUCCUUGGCCAGGUCAUCGACGUCGCCGGCGAGUCGUUUGGCAUGGUCGCCUUCUCUUUCUCGGCCGCGCUCGUCGAGGCCGAGAUCCUGCAGGCCAAGGCCCUGCUCCGCAUUUGGGUCGAGGAGCUCGACAACCACCUGGCGUCCAUCGCCACGCUCCGCCGCAAGCACAUGGUCUCCAAGUCAAUGUCCGACGCUCUCAAGCUCCCGGUCCUCUCCGACGGCCUGCAGGCCGCCACCGACAUCCUCCUCGCCGCCGUCCCCAUCGCCAACAUGGUCCUAGCCUUUACCUUUCAGGGCGACUCGCUCAACACGCUCCACUACAAAGUCAUCCUCUCCGGCUCGCUCGUCCAUGACUCGCGGACGCUCGAGCCGGGCGCGUCGCAGCCCGAGGCCGCUAUCUCGCCGGUCGAGUACUCGGUCCACGACUUUUUCAUGUCGCACCUCGAGUCGCUCGCCCGCUUUGACGUCGAGCCGGUGCUCGCCAAGUUCCGAUCCGCCUUUUCGCACUCGUACGAGGCCCAGCCGGUGUGCGGGGAGGGCUCGGCGUAUGUCGGCCUCUGCAUCGCCUCCAAGGUCUCUGGCGAUGAGUUUGGCACCUUUGAUCUCGAGGUGCUUGACCGCUACGUCGACGCCAUCUCCACCCGCAUCGUCAACAGCUCCGGCGAGUGGAACCGCCUCUCCACCUGGUUCUCCGUCGACAUCGUUCGCGAGCUCCUCACUGCACCCGAGCGUGCCUCGCUCCUUGCGCCGCAAGAAGCCAAGGUCGCCGUCCUCACCUGCGCCCUCGCCAACGCCUCCUCGCUCUCGUCGACGCUUCUGGCCACUCCCGACGCGCUUGCCACCUUUGUGGACGUCUGGACUUCGGGCGUGUCAGACAUUAUUUGGGCAACUGGCGGCGUGGUUGCCACUGUCGGCUCCGGCGAUCUGGUCGCCGUCUGGGGCCCGCCAUUCUUCCGCGCAUCGCCGACUCUAUCGGCCUCGGGCGCCCUCACUGCCGCGCUCCUCGUCCGCGACUUUGCCGCCUCGCUGGGCACCCAUCCCAAGCUGGCGCCGCUGCUGGCGUCAACGGGCGGGCGGCCGACCGAGCUGGCUUUUGCCCUCCACCACGACCUCGUCGUCGCCGGCGCCUUUGGUCCCGCCAAGCGCUACACCGCCUUUGGUGCCGCCGUCGACCACGCCGCCCGCCUCCUCACCCUCGCCCCGCCCAACUCUGUCCUUGUCACCGACGCCUUUAAGGCCCUCCUGCCGUGGCCCUUCCGACACCCACAGUUUGGCUCCGUCUGCGUCUCGGACCUGCUCUCCGGCUCUCCUCCUGCAUCGCCCGACGCAAGCCUCUACUACCAUGAGGUGCAGUCUCGGACGUGA
This is a messenger RNA of Thecamonas trahens ATCC 50062, 2111 nucleotides long. RefSeq lists its product as uncharacterized. Gene Ontology annotation, biological process: intracellular signal transduction; cyclic nucleotide biosynthetic process. NCBI's taxonomy places the organism in Eukaryota, Apusomonadida, Apusomonadidae. The transcript has 2 exons. The record is from RefSeq and is a predicted model, not a curated record. Bases 21 to 2111 code for a protein of 696 amino acids.